Ostreococcus tauri is the source of this 495-nucleotide messenger RNA. Its product is annotated as Rubredoxin-type fold. The transcript has a single exon. Lineage: Eukaryota; Viridiplantae; Chlorophyta; Mamiellophyceae; Mamiellales; Bathycoccaceae. The record is from RefSeq and is a predicted model, not a curated record. Bases 1 to 495 code for a protein of 164 amino acids. Gene Ontology annotation, molecular function: iron ion binding.
AUGGCGAUGGCGUCGACGUCGACGUGGACGAUGCGCGCGCGCGCGUCGACGUUCUCGCGAGGCGGUGCGCGAGGCGCUGAGGGCGCGACCGCGCGCGCGAUGGAGAGCCGUGGACGACGCGCGCGAACGACGACGACGACGACGACGCGAGCGUUUUUGAAUUUUGGCAAGAAGACGACACCCGGGGGGUCCGGUGGCGUCGUCGAUCGCACGCCGUACCUGUGCAUCGACUGCGGGUACGUGUACACGGGCGGGGACUUUAAGAAGCUUCCGAAUUCGUACAGGUGUCCGACGUGUAACGUCGGGAAGAACCGAUUCAAACCGCAAGGCGGGGGGUCGCUCUUGGCGCAGAAGAAGGCGAAUAAGGAGGCGUUCCGAGCGAAACGCGCGGCGGCGGAGAAGAGCGCCGCGCGCGGCUCGGGACGAGAAGCGCUCAAGAAAAAGAUGAUGGAUGCGCAGAAGGAACAGGAUCAAAAGCGCGGGCGAUGGUUCUAG